Messenger RNA from Acaulospora colombiana, 1516 nucleotides. The record is from the annotation of a GenBank genome assembly. NCBI's taxonomy places the organism in Eukaryota, Fungi, Glomeromycota, Glomeromycetes, Diversisporales, Acaulosporaceae.
AUGAACGAGAAUCCUAGUAUAAGAUACUACCUUCCCUCUCAUCAUCCAGCAGUAGGCCCACUAUCCGUGCCGCAUCGACCUGGUCUCUCCCCCACUGACUCGUCCUCGAGUGGAUGGAGGGACGCACUCGGUGUCGGAUCUCGCAUCGAUACUUCCAAUGAAGACCACCUCUGCAAGAUACUGGCAUUCAUGGUACAGGAAGAAUUAGACAUGUAUAAAAGAGUGAACCCAAAUUGGCCUGAGCCGUCUUCACCGGCGCGACCACCAUCUACUCUUCUUAUUACCGAUCGUACAAUGGACAUGAUGGCUCCCUUUGUUCAUGAAUUUACCUACCAAGCUAUGGCCAACGACCUCUUACCUAUUGUCAACGGAACCAAAUUCAGAUAUGAAUUCCAAAACGCAAGCGGUGCGACUCAGACUCAGGUGGCAACUUUAUCAGAAGCGGAUACAUUAUGGGUCACAACACGGCACCAGCACAUCAAAGAAGCGAUCGAUAAAGUCAUCUCUAACUUGAAAGAUUUCCAAGAGCAAAACGGAGUGUUCACAAAAUCUGGCACGACCUCUAUCGAAGAUGUCAAAGACAUGCUGGCUGGCCUUUCUAUAUACCAAGAAGGACAGCAACAGUGCAUGGAUAUGUUCGUCGACCCGACCAAGAAACUAGCAGCUAUGGCUACCAUUGAACAAAACUGUGCCACAGGUGUCACUCCAGAGGGUAAAGCGCCGAAAACGUUGGUAGAGGAAAUGGUACCUUUAUUGGCUGAUAGCGGAGUAGGAAACCUGGAUAAAGUACGCGUGAUUGCGUUGUACAUCAUGUACCGUGAUGGUGUUCCGGAAGAGGAUCGAAGAAGGUUAUAUGAGCAUUCCAAACUAAGUCGACAAGAACGUGCCGCCGUGGACAAUCUGGCAGUAGGAGAUCGUGAUACCAGGAAGAAGUUGAAAAAUCGGUUUGUUGAAUCUGAUUAUGAUUUGUCACGUUUCCGUCCCUUGCUUAAAACCGUGUUGGAGGAUUUGGUGGCAAACAAGCUCGAUACAAGCGUGUUUCCGCUCGUUAAAGAUCCUUCGAGAGGAGGUCAGGCAAGUCCAACCACUGCAACUCCCAACGUACCAGCGCCGGCUGUCACAUCAUUAAGAAACAAACCCGUCUGGACUAAGCCGGGAGCCCGAGUCGCCGGCGGAGGCCGUGGGCAAGAGAAUAGAGGACGAAUAUUUGUCUUUGUUGCGGGCGGUAUGACUUAUUCGGAAAUGCGCUCAGCCUAUGAGCUAUCAACAGCGCUCAACAAAGAAGUGUACAUUGAGUUUAUUGGUGAUCUGGAAACUCUUGACGCUGGCGGUCAAGGAUCUGCGUCUAUUCCAGGUGGACUUCCAGAUUCAGGCUCUAAUCAACAGCGAUCAUUCCAAACUUAUUAUGACCAGAAAUAUAUGACGAAAGAUGAGCCUCCGCCGCCUCCCAAACAGAACCUUGCUCCACCAGGCAAUGCAAAUGGCCUACCGGCAAGACCGGGAUUGUCAGCUGCGA